This is a messenger RNA of Naegleria fowleri, 1392 nucleotides long. RefSeq lists its product as uncharacterized. The transcript is spliced from 3 exons. NCBI's taxonomy places the organism in Eukaryota, Heterolobosea, Eutetramitea, Acrasida, Naegleriidae. The record is from RefSeq and is a predicted model, not a curated record. Bases 1 to 1392 code for a protein of 463 amino acids.
AUGGGCUCAAAGGGAUCAAAAGGCUCCAACACGGGGCGAAGACCAUCCGAGAAAUCAUCCACAACACAAACAACAGCACCAAACACUAACACGGCAACAACAAACACUAAUACCACCGCUACAACAACUGUUUCAAUUAAUCCUUCUGUAAAUGGCGGAACUGAAAGUACAACUACCGUCAAGAGCAAGGAAAUGUAUGAAAAAGGAAUUGAACACAUUAUGGAAAAACUCAAAAACAAUGAUAUUUACAGAGCAAGGCUCCAAGAUAUUAACAUUAUGAGGCAAUUUGCUGAAGUGUUGGGCACAGAAGAAAAACUUAAAGCAACCUACCUCACCACAAAAUGGCUGGACACAGUAGAACUUGCUCGGAAAAUGUUGCAACAAUCGAAAGGUUUUGAUGAAGAGCACCUCUCAACAAGUGGUGGAAGUAGUAGUAGCGGAAUGAAAUCAAUGGUACCAGCAAGCGUUGAUAAUGAACUCAACCAAAUGAAACAAACUAACACAAACCAAGUUGAAGAGGAUGAUGAUAUUCUGAAUGAGCAAGAUAUUAUCAUUGGUACCAAAGAUCCUAAUUUGAAUAAGAUUCUCGAGCAAAAUACUGUCAAAGUGAAGAUUGUGAUUUCAGAGAUUGCCCGAACAAAGGGAAGAAAAGCUUUCCGAAGAAUGAUGUCACCAAUUCUUAGUAGACUGGAUUUAUUACCAGAGUUGGGAAUGUUUCAUUCUGCUAUUCAAAUAGGACCCUGGCUUAUUGAAUGGAAUAACAGCGCAAUUUGUGUGCCAAGAAAAUGUGUCAGUUCUGCAGCCAUGUUAUCCGCAGAUAUUGAACAAUUACAAACAAAUGAAGAUGUUCGCAAAGUUGUCGAAAAGCUUAGUGCAGUAAUUGUGAAAUGGAAUACAACAAUGCAAUAUAAAGAACGAGACACUGAACCUGGAAAAAGUGGAAAUUGUCAAGACUUUGUGGAUGAUGUACUUCAAAACAUUGGUUUAUCAAGAGAUAAAUUAUCUGAGGGACCACUUGGAGAAUUUCUGAAAAAGCUCAAAACAAAAGGACAAAGUGAUUUGGUAUUCAAAAUGAGUGAUAGCUUUAAGAAAGCUUUCAACUUGGAAGAAAACAAAAAGAAAUUUAAAACUCACAAAGAACUCGAUGAUUUCGUAAACAGUCUCGUCGCAAUUGAUCACAACUUUGAAAAUAAUUAUCGAUAUGAAUGGCUAUUCCUCAAGUCCAUGGAUCGUGCAUUUUGGCUCAAACAUAUCAAAUUUGAGGAUCUAGAAGAAUACAAACCAGCCUCCAAAGAAACGGUUGAUGAAGAUGGAGAUGUUAUCUUUAUUCCUGAUUGUCCCUUCAAAGACCCAAGAGAUACUUAUUCUUUCAUUUAUGAUGAAGAGCAGUAA